Molecule: messenger RNA, 1455 nt
Organism: Penicillium robsamsonii
Lineage: Eukaryota; Fungi; Ascomycota; Eurotiomycetes; Eurotiales; Aspergillaceae
Product: putative disulfide isomerase
Exons: 3
Coding region: 1-1455 (484 amino acids)
Biological process (GO): response to endoplasmic reticulum stress
Cellular component (GO): endoplasmic reticulum lumen
Molecular function (GO): protein disulfide isomerase activity; protein-disulfide reductase activity
Source: RefSeq, a predicted model, not a curated record
AUGCUGCACAGCGCCAGUCUUUUGCUUGUCUCGCUCCUUGCGGCACUACCUGUUAACGCCGAUGGACUAUACACCAAGAAUUCGCCGGUGAUCCAGUUGAAUCCCAAAACCUACAAAUCGCUUAUUGCGAAUUCGAAUCAUACAUCGAUCGUCGAAUUCUACGCGCCCUGGUGCGGCCACUGCAAGAACCUCAAGCCUGCCUUUGAAAAAGCCGCGAAAAACCUCGACGGACUCGCGAAAGUCGCCGCAAUCAACUGCGACGAUGACGAAAACAAGCCCUUCUGCGGACAGAUGGGUGUCCAGGGCUUCCCGACCCUGAAGAUCGUGACCCCUUCCAAAAAGCCCGGAAAGCCCCGUGUCGAGGACUACCAAGGCGCCCGCACCGCCAAAGGUAUCGUCGACGCAGUCGUCGACCACAUCCCCAACCACGUGAAGCGCGCAACAGACAAGGACCUGGACAAAUGGCUCGGAAAAAACGAGGACCGGCCCAAGGCCAUUCUCUUCACAGAGAAGGGCACAACAGGCGCGCUGAUCCGCGCCCUGGCAAUCGACUUCCUCGGCGCAAUUGACAUCGCCCAGGUACGGAACAAGGAAUCCGCCACCGUGAACAAGUACGGCAUCACCGAGUUCCCGACGCUCGUCCUCAUCCCCAGCACUGACGCAGAGCACAAAAUCUACACCGGCGAGCUGAAAAAGAAGCCAAUCAUCGAGUUCCUGAGCCAAGCGGCGACACCAAACCCAGACGCGUCGUCCCGUUCCGCCUCCGACAAGCCCAAGCCGAAACCAAAGUCAAAGUCCAAGUCCGCUUCCAAGCCUACCUCCGUCGCCGACGACGCAGAAGACCUCAAACCCACUGCAUCCCAGGACCAGGACACAACAGAACCCUCUGUCAAGCCCGCUCAGGUCCCCAUCUCCGUACCCCCAAUUCCAACCCUCUCCACCCCCGAAUCCCUCGAAGCAGCCUGUCUCGCACCAAAGUCAGGCACUUGUGUGCUAGUCAUCCUCCCCGAGACGAGCGAGCCCGACGCCGCGCUCCCAGCGUCUGCUACCGAGGCGCUCGCGAACGUCGCGGAGAUCGGCCACAAGCACGCCCAGCGUGGAACGCAUCUCUUCCCGCUGUAUGCUGUCCCUGCUGUCAACACUGGGUCCAAGACUCUGCGUGAGGCAUUAGCCUUGGCUGAUGGCCAGACUGUUGAGAUUAUCGCGUUGAAUGCGCGUCGUGGCUGGUGGCGUCGGUUCAGCGGUGCCGAUGGAGACUUUGGGGCUGUUGCGGUCGAGUCUUGGGUUGAUGGGAUUCGGUUGGGUGAAGGUGCUAAGGAGAAGUUGCCUGAGGGUAUUGUUGGUGUUGAGGCUGAGGCUGAACCCGAGGCUGAGGUUAAGACUGAGGCGGAAGCUAAGGUUGAACCUGAAGCUGAGACGGUUGAGACAGAGGCCGUGGAGCAUGAUGAGCUGUGA